AUGCAAUUCAAGAACAUCGUCGCUGGCGCAGCCGUGCUGCUUGCCUCUGCUUCAGGUGUCUCGGCCCUCGGAUCCGCUACUGUUGUGAACAACUGCGGCUUCCCUGUCUACUACGCCUCUGUCGGCGGAAGUGCCAACCCCGGCAUGCAGCAACUCCAGGGUAGCUACAGCGAGGGGUACAGCUCGCAAGGUACUGGUGUCUCGAUCAAGCUUUCCCCCGAAGCCAGCACCUCGGGCCCCGUCUCACAAUUCGAGUUCACUUGGGCCAACGGCAAGAUCUCGUACGAUCUGUCCAACAUCAACGGCUACCCUUUCUCUGCUGGCGGCAUGGAAGUCGUCCCUUCGAUGCAGAACGACCCCAACAACCCGACAUGCGUUCCCGUCACUUGCCCCGCCGGCGCAUCUGUCUGCUCUGCCGCCUACAAUCAGCCGGAUGAUGUCCGUACCAUGGUCUGUGAUGAGGACUCUAGCCUCGUCUUGACCCUCUGCCCUGGUGGGUCCGGCAAGCGAAGCAUCGCCGACGCUGGGAGCGACAUUAUCUCCCGUGUCCAUGCUCGACACUUCCCUAGCCAGGCCUAG
Messenger RNA from Cladophialophora yegresii CBS 114405, 579 nucleotides. RefSeq lists its product as uncharacterized. The record is from RefSeq and is a predicted model, not a curated record. The transcript has a single exon. The coding region runs from base 1 to 579 and encodes 192 amino acids. NCBI's taxonomy places the organism in Eukaryota, Fungi, Ascomycota, Eurotiomycetes, Chaetothyriales, Herpotrichiellaceae.